AUGCUCACUAAGGAAAUCAACUCGCUGCAGACGGCACUAGAAUUCAAAAGUAGUGAAAUGAAAGAACUACGACAGAAGUAUCAACAGGUUGCACUGCGUGUGGAAGAGAUCCCCGUGAAGGAGCUUGAAAUUACAAAGCUUAAACACAAAGUCAUUGAGCUGAAGCAAGCACUUGAUCAGAAGCUAAGCUAUGAGAAGAUACUUGUCCAUCAGAAUGAAGAACUCAAGCGACAACAAUUGGCAAUUGAGGAAGAGCGUGAAAGUAUGCAGAGAAGCUUUGAUGUGAUGGUUUAUCGCUACGAAACUGGUGAUGAACUUGAUCAAAGCGUUGGUUCACAGAAACAAAAACAGACCCCUGCAAAAGUGCAAUUCCGUUCACGAUCGAGCAACUCAGAUCGACCACACUCCAGUGCGAGGCUUUCACAAAUUUCCUGUGAAAUGGAUCGAUCAACAGAUCGUGAUUCAUUGAUUCGAUCGACCGUAUCCAUGUAUGCGUCGCAAGUUCAACUGCCAGAUAAUCAUGCCGAUGACGUCAUCUAUGCACCAGAUGAGAUAAUCACAAGCAGUGGUGAGUCAAAACUGAUGAUUAUUGUCAUUUGUUUGAUACGGUGA
Molecule: messenger RNA, 612 nt
Organism: Strongylus vulgaris
Lineage: Eukaryota; Metazoa; Nematoda; Chromadorea; Rhabditida; Strongylidae
Source: the annotation of a GenBank genome assembly